This is a messenger RNA of Bipolaris maydis ATCC 48331, 753 nucleotides long. RefSeq lists its product as uncharacterized. The record is from RefSeq and is a predicted model, not a curated record. Gene Ontology annotation, biological process: mycotoxin biosynthetic process. NCBI's taxonomy places the organism in Eukaryota, Fungi, Ascomycota, Dothideomycetes, Pleosporales, Pleosporaceae.
AUGUCUACGAGAUAUUCUGAAGAAUCUUCGUCGAACGAAUUGGCAUCUCUGAUACAGCAAAAGUCAAACGCCCAGAGUAAGACCCGCGGGUUCUUGAGAUGGAUCCAAAUUUCCAUCAAUAUCGUUUUUUUGGUCUUGCUCAUUUCCAUCUUGGGAGUGCUCAUACAGUUUAAAUUAGAAACUGAUUUUGGAGGAGACGUCAAUCAUUUCGUUCCAAGAUUCUCCGAAGAGCGUAUCAAGUUUGAACCACAUUUGGAUAUUUCUACUUUGAACUACACAUCUAGUCAAGAGGCACAAAUCGUGAGACAGAGAUGGCAAGCCUUGCUCCCUAAAGGUGGUGGCAAUAUCCAUGUUCCCGAACACACUCGUUAUAAAGACCUGAGUGAGCCUUUCCUUGAUCCCAAUGGCACACCGUUAUGGAAGGUUUCCUGGACACAUCAACUACACUGUCUUUAUUACAUCAUGGAUGCCUACGAUCAGGUAAUAAGAUACGGUUCAAAGGGGACUGAGAACCAAAUUGAAGAGGGUCACAGUUCGGUUCAUACGAACCACUGCUUCGACUAUCUUCGGCAAGCUAUCCUCUGUAAUAGCGAUAUGACGUUAGAAGGCGGUACAAGGCCUGGAGAUCACAAGGGAACAAACGGGUUUGGUCAUCUACAUUCGUGCAGGAACAACAAAGAAGCAGUGCAGUGGAUUGAGGGUUACAGAAUAUCGGACAAGCGGUUUAUUAUCGAUAUCAACGCACCCGUUUGA